Molecule: messenger RNA, 2850 nt
Organism: Ipomoea nil (Japanese morning glory)
Lineage: Eukaryota; Viridiplantae; Streptophyta; Magnoliopsida; Solanales; Convolvulaceae
Product: G-type lectin S-receptor-like serine/threonine-protein kinase At4g27290
Exons: 8
Coding region: 175-2745 (856 amino acids)
Biological process (GO): protein phosphorylation; recognition of pollen
Molecular function (GO): ATP binding; protein serine/threonine kinase activity
Source: RefSeq, a predicted model, not a curated record
AAUUCUGUACCACAAUUUCAUUAAUGUGAAACCUACUUUCCGACAAGGAAGUUGACUCAGUCCGUCUACACCUUUUGUCUGCUCCGGCGUCGGCGAUACUUCUUUGAACUCUCCAUUUUUUUUUUCUCUAAUUUCCAUUUUCUAGUCCCAAACAUAAACCAUGAAAUCAGGCUAAUGGAGAAAAAAUCCAUGGAGAAUUCCCCCUUCUUCCUUCUCCUCUUCAUCUCCUUGCUUUUCCUCAACAUCUCCGGCCAAACAGACACCAUAACAUCCACCCAAUCCAUCAGAGACGGCGACACCAUUGUCUCCUCGGACGGAACCUUCGAGCUAGGAUUCUUCACUCCGGCCAACUCCCAGAACCGAUACGUGGGAAUCUGGUACAAAGUCACCGACGGAACUCCGGUGUGGGUUGCCAAUAGAGAAGCGCCAUUGAAGAACAAGUCAGGGGUAUUGAAGAUCACUCAACCCGCCGGAGUUCUUGCCCUCCUCGACGCUUCUAACCAAACCAUAUGGUCCACCAACUCCUCCGGCCCGGCCCCGAAAAACCCGGUCGCGCAAUUGCUGGGAACAGGGAAUCUUGUCGUCCGAGAAGCGGAUGAUGACAGCCCGGAGAAUUUCAUCUGGCAGAGCUUCGAUUACCCGAGUAAUACGUUGCUGGCCGGGAUGAAGCUCGGGAAAAACUUGGUCACCGGCCUGGAAAUGUUCCUUUCGUCGUGGAAAACCCCCGACGAUCCUUCCCCGGGGGAGUAUACAUAUCACUGUGACAUCACAGGGUACCCGCAGGACCUCCUGAGAAAAGGGUCAAAAGUGGUUUACAGAGCCGGGCCGUGGAACGGCCUCCAUUGGAGCGGCGCACCGAACAUGGUAAACAACACCAUGACAACGUUCGGGCUGGUUAUGAACCCGGACGAGGUUUACUACAGAUACGAUCUGGUGAACAAAUCGGUCAUUUCAACUUUGGUCGUGAAUUCCGACGGCGACACAGGUCGGAAAACAUGGGUGGACAAGAUUCACGCUUGGACUAAUUACCACUCCACCAAAGCAGACGAUUGCGAUACCUACGGAAUCUGCGGCCCUUAUGGUACCUGCAAUAUUCUUGACGCUCCGGUUUGUCAGUGUUUCGGGAAAUUUGUGCCGAAACAUCAAGGCGAUUGGGACAGCGCGGAUUGGUCGGCGGGUUGUGUCCGAGAGGUGGGUCUGAAUUGCAGCAGCGAUGGGUUUAUCAAGUACAGUGGUGUCAAACUGCCCGACACGAAUGUUUCCUGGUACAAUCGAACCAUGUCGUUGGAGGAAUGUAAGGAUGUUUGCAAGAGAAACUGUUCGUGUAUGGCUUACACGAGUUUGGACGUUAGGAAUGGAGGAAGUGGGUGUUUGCUCUGGAUUGGAGACCUGGUCGACACCAGACAACUUUCUGAAAAUGGACAAGAUAUCUACGUUAGAAUGGCCUAUUCCGCCUUAGCUUCUGCCCAACAAUCCCCUAGACAUCUGAUACUGGAAUUGAACCUUCAAGCCUCUGCCCGGCAAUCCCUAGGCACCUGGUGCUGGAUUUGGUCCAUCGGGCCUCGAGCCACUAGAGUACAAGUAUUUGGAGUUUUUAUAGUCCUGGGAUUAGGCACAGUGCUUUAUUUCAGGAAAAGGAAGGAGGAGGAUCUCCCAGAGCACACAAAUAAUGUUAUUCCUGUCCACAACAACAAGAGGGAUCCCAGUGGUCCGACGACAAACACUGAUGAUCUCGAGCUGCCUCAAUUCGAGCUGUUUAGAAUAACUCAAGCUACAGACAGUUUUUCAUUGAACAACAAGAUAGGAGAGGGCGGGUUUGGACCUGUUUAUAAGGGGGUGCUCGAAGGGGGGCAAGAAAUAGCAGUGAAGCGACUCUCGGAAACAUCAAAACAAGGGCUCGGUGAGUUCAAGAAUGAAGUGAUCUGCAUUGCGAAAUUGCAACACCGAAAUCUUGUGAAGUUGUUGGGAUGCUGCAUUCAAGGACAAGAAGCAAUGCUGGUGUAUGAAUACAUGCCUAAUAAGAGCCUGGAUUUAUACAUUUUUGAUGAAGAGCGGAGUGGAUUGCUCGAUUGGCCAAAACGCUUCAAUAUUAUCAAUGGGAUUGCUCGGGGACUUAUGUAUCUUCAUCAAGACUCCAGGUUGAGAAUCAUCCAUAGAGACUUGAAAGCCAGCAACGUUUUGCUUGACAUUGACAUGAACCCAAAGAUAUCAGAUUUUGGAAUGGCUAGAAGUUUUGGAGGGGAUGAGACUGGAGCCAACACUCGUCGGGUAGUUGGAACAUACGGAUAUAUGUCACCAGAGUAUGCAGUUGACGGGAUAUUCUCAGUAAAGUCAGACGUGUUCAGUUUCGGUGUCUUGGUAUUAGAGAUCAUAAGUGGAAAAAAGAACAGGAAAUUCGUUCAUCCCGACCAUCACCUAAACCUCCUUGGACAUGCAUGGAUACUCCAUAAAGAAAACAGGUCACUGGAACUGGUGGAUCCAAAGCUCGUGGAUUCAUGCCAUCUAGGAGAAGUGAUUAGAUCGAUCCACGUAGGAUUGUUGUGUGUGCAACAAUCUCCAGAAGAUAGACCGAACAUGUCUUCUGUGGUGUGGAUGUUGAGCAAUGAAGGUGUUCUUCCAGAAGUGAAGCAGCCUGGAUUUUUUACAGAGAGAAGUGUGGUUAUUUCUGGUAAUCAAUCCAGUUGGAGCACACACACACCAAGUACUGUAAAUGACAUGACCAUUACAUUGUUAGAUGCUAGAUAGAACAUAUGUAUGUGUUCUGUUCUGCAUGUUAUGAACCAGUAUCUCGAGUUUUGUACGUAUUCUUUCGGGUCUAGCGCCCCAGACAAUAAUAUUACUACUUUUUUA